GACGAAGAUCAUAAUGUCAUUGGCAGAUUCGCAAACAAAACAAAACAACAAACUAGAAUUUGUGGAAUUUCUAAAUGAAAAGUUGUAUUUCGUGGAUCUAAAGCUAUUGCAUUUUAUUUAUUAUCUAUCGAACGCUUCUUUUUCAAAUGUGUACCUAGUUAUUUACAGAGUAUAAACUGUUAAUAUUGCGAUGGAGAGACGCAAAGCUAGUCCGGAACAGUUGAACAUGCUUCUUCACUUUUUGGAAGAAGAUAAAGAGUUGGCGAUCGGGAAAUUUACUGGUUUAGAAGGCAGGAUACGCCAGACAAACGCUUGGAUUAAAAUUACGGAGAAAUUAAAUGCUAAUUCGGGCUUUGGUUCAGGUGCAAUUAAAACACCAGAUAAGUGGCAACAAACAUGGAGAGACUGGAAAUCAAACGUAAAGAAAAAAGCGUUUAAAAUACGCAAAAACCGUUUCACUCCCGGCUGUAAUACCAACACUCAACUCACAGAAGCAGAGGAGAAAAUUCUAAGACUGAUAUGCACCAAUACUUCAGUGUUUGGGCUGCCUGGAGUGCCAGAGACUGUAGUUUCUAGUAAUCCUAUGGUUCCGACACAAAGUCAUGCAACAGAUGAUAUGUGUGGUGAUCCAUCCACAAGUAAUAUGAAAUGGCCUACAGAUCCCCAACAUUUUGCCCAGGAGAUUGAAAUGAAUUUGGAUGAUGGUAUACCCACAGACCCUGACAAUGGACUGGGCUCCAAUGAAGUUUCAUCUGCACCCAUAGCAGGCAAGCCAAUGUGGAAAAGAGGAAGGCCAGUUAGACUUGUACAUGACAGACUAUUAAAUUUAGAAGAAGAGAGAAUAAGAAUUGAGAAACAGAAACUUUUGGAGAAAAAGCGCUGCAAUAAUAUUAAGCUUAAAAUGGAGAAAGACAGACUGGAAAUUGAAAGACAAAGAAAUGUGCUCUUAGAGAAGUUGUUAAUGGCAGUGGAAGUAGUGGCGCAUCGGCAAUAAUUAUGUAUAGCUUAUUAUGUGUAUGUACCAAGGAUAAGCAAUAUGUAGAAUGUAGAAGUCUAAAAAAGCCAUAUUAAUAAGAUGACCUAUUUUCCUA
This is a messenger RNA of Pectinophora gossypiella (pink bollworm), 1091 nucleotides long. RefSeq names its product myb/SANT-like DNA-binding domain-containing protein 4. The record is from RefSeq and is a predicted model, not a curated record. Bases 191 to 994 code for a protein of 267 amino acids. NCBI's taxonomy places the organism in Eukaryota, Metazoa, Arthropoda, Insecta, Lepidoptera, Gelechiidae. The transcript is spliced from 6 exons.